This is a messenger RNA of Drosophila arizonae, 559 nucleotides long. It is a transcript of the gene eys, whose product is annotated as eyes shut. Gene Ontology annotation, molecular function: calcium ion binding. The record is from RefSeq and is a predicted model, not a curated record. NCBI's taxonomy places the organism in Eukaryota, Metazoa, Arthropoda, Insecta, Diptera, Drosophilidae.
GUGUCGCAUCGCAUCUAUAAGGACAAAAAAAAAAACGAGGCUCUAAAAAAAAUGCUGCCCAUGCACAUACAGCUGAAGGUGCGCACGCGGGCCACCAAUGGACUGAUCAUGCUGGCCGCCGCUCAGGGCACCAAGGGCGGCCACAAAAAAAAAAUAUUCCUGCAAAAAAAAAUCAUGCAGUUCCAGUUCUCGUGCGGACUGCAAACAAAAAAAAUGAGCGAGCUAAAAAAAACCGUGAACACGGGCCACGAAAUUACCAUUCGAGCUGAAUUGGACUUCAGCCGCAAUUACACGCACUGCAAUGCCUCGCUGCUCGUCAACGACACGUUGGCCAUGUCCGGGGAUCAGCCGACAUGGCUGAAACUGUUGCCGCCGCGACUGCACACGCCCGAGGUCAUAUUGAACACUUGGCUGCAUUUGGGCGGCGCGCCCCAGGCGCCAAUUGGCCUCAUUAUCGAACUGCCGCCAGCUCAAAGCGGCACCGGCUUCACCGGCUGCCUACAUACACUGCGCAUCAAUGGACAGGCUCGCGAAAUCUUUGGGUAAGUCAUCCUUAAUA